ACGAAUGAUUCGACACACCACAAGAAAUAUCGUACGACGUUUGACUACUGCCGAUUCCACCAAUCAUGAUUUCGAUUUUGUUGUCAUUGGUGGCGGAAUUGUCGGUACUGCCAUAGCGGGAGAAUUGCAAUUGCGGUUUGGAAACACACUCCUACUUGAACAACAUUCUCGUCUUGGAACAGAAACCACUGCUCGGAAUUCUGAAGUGAUACAUGCUGGGUUAUACUAUCCAAUUGAUUCGCUCAAGGCCCAACUUUGUAUUGCUGGAAAAUACAAGAUAUACAAUGCCGAAAAAGCAGGAGAAUUUGAUAAGUUGAAACAAUGCGGGAAAUGGGUGGUUGCCCAAACUGAAGAAGAAGAAGAAGAGUUGUUGUAUCGUUUGUACGACAAUGCCACUAGUUUGAAUGUUGCAGCAACAUUAUUACCUGUGGAGAUUGCUAAAAGGAGGAAUCCCUUGAUUCGUGCGGAGAAAGCCGUUCUUGUGAGUCCUACAACUGGGAUUCUAGACUCUCAUGAAUAUUUACAAUUCCACCAAUCCAGAUUCGAGAAUGAAGAGGGGACAAUUGCCAUCAAUUCGAAAGUCACAGCCAUUGAGUAUCUGUCAGGAACGUACACUCUUACAGUACAUGACUCGGAUUCCGGUGAAGACACUCAAAUAACCACAGCAAACUUGGUCAAUUCAGCAGGAUUGUAUGCUCCUAAAGUUGCCAAUUUACUUCUUCCGCAAGACCGACACUACAAGACAUACCUUGCCAAGGGGAACUACUUCAGUUUCCAACCUCCAACUCCAAUUCAAAACAUCACCGAUGUUCUUGUCUAUCCUGCUCCAAACCCCAAUGCAGCAUCGCUAGGAACUCAUCUUACCUUCGACAUGGCAGGACAAAUCCGGUUCGGACCCGAUUUGGAAUGGUUAGAUAUUGAUGACCCUGAUAAGAUAGAUUAUACUCCAAGUGCACACAAUUUGCAACCUGCUUAUGAAGCAGUCAAGAGAUAUUUUCCAAGUAUACCUCCAGACUCGUUGAUUCCUGAUUAUUCGGGAGUUAGACCAAAGAUUGUCGGCAAGGAAGGUAAUAAAAAGUCAUUCCCUGAUUUCGUAAUUAAGAAAGAAGAGGGGUUCCCUGGAUUUGUCAAUUUAAUGGGAAUUGAAAGUCCUGGUUUGACUGCAGCUUGGGCAAUUGCUGAUUACGUUGUUCGAUUAUACAAGUAAUUUAUAAAUUAUCAAUAUAUACAUUAUACCUUCUAUAUCUUUCUUCUUUUUGCAUCUGGUUCUUCCUUUUUAAUACUCUUCUUUGGCAAAUCUCUAGGUUCAGUUGGUCUAGGAAGUUCAGUGAAAAAAUCAUGAAGUAAUGCCCUGGUAGAGUCACAACGUCUAGAAGGAUCCAACUGUGUCAACAUAAUCAUCAAAUCAAGAGCCUUUUCUGUAGCUGCACUAAACCUAUUUCUCAAUUCUUGCCUCAGUGGUUGAGCAUAUACUGUAAGGGCAUUGUACAUCGGAAGACUACUAACAUUGGGCCAGAUUUGUUCUGUAGGAGUACCUAAUGCUUUGAAUGUAACAUCCAAUUGAUCAACAUCAUCUUUACCAGGAAGGUACGGUACUCGAAGCAUCAAUUCUGCAAAUAUUAUCCCAAUAGACCACAUAUCAAUUGCUCCAGUAUAAUGCUUUGCUCCAAAUAACAAUUCAGGAGCUCUAUACCAACGAGUCACUACAUUUGAAGAAAGAUCUUCAUUGGGAUUCCCCAAGGCACGAGCCAACCCAAAAUCUGCAAUUUUCAACUGUCCAUCCGGAGCGAUCAACAAGUUAUUUGGUUUUAAAUCGCGAUGAAGUAUGAAAUUUCUAUGGCAAUGGUGAAUUCCUCUUAGGGUCAUCAACAUCCAUGAUUUGAUAUCUCCCAUGGUAAAUACAACUUCCUUAUCUUUAAUUAAUACUUCUAAAUCACAAGGUAAUAACUCAAGUACCAAGUUAAGGUUGUGAGGAGUUGAGAAUACGUCAACAAGUUCAAUUACAUUAGGAUGCCGAAGUUCUUGUAAGUAUUUAACUUCACGAAGAGCCAGCAUAUCUAGCCCAUCUUUAAAUAUUCCCGUUUUGAUUUCUUUGAUGGCGAUCUCUCGACCUGUAGUGACUUGAUGUCCAAGGUAGACAACAGCAUAAGUACCUUCCCCAACUUUACGUUCUUUGGAAUAGUUGUGAGUGGCUGGCCCUGAACGCUUUUUAAGAGGCACAGGAGGUGAUGCUACUACUGGAGUGGACAUGAUUACUAGUGAUGAUUAUAAAACCUAGGU
Messenger RNA from Spathaspora passalidarum NRRL Y-27907, 2280 nucleotides. RefSeq lists its product as uncharacterized. The transcript has a single exon. Gene Ontology annotation, cellular component: mitochondrion. Gene Ontology annotation, molecular function: (S)-2-hydroxy-acid oxidase activity; (S)-2-hydroxyglutarate dehydrogenase activity. The record is from RefSeq and is a predicted model, not a curated record. The coding region runs from base 5 to 1207 and encodes 400 amino acids. Lineage: Eukaryota; Fungi; Ascomycota; Pichiomycetes; Serinales; Debaryomycetaceae.